AGAAGAAGAAGACUUCCGCGUUUCUUGUUCAGCACACAGGCGUGGUAAAAAAAUGGCAGAACAAAAUUCAGUGCCGAGUGAUCUUUACAAGCAUGUAUAUUCAUUUCUACUAGAGAACAAGUUUACCAAGGCUGCUCAACACUUCAUCAAACAAGCUAAAGUGCCACCCCAGAAUGAAAAACAAGAUGCCGGUCUGCUUGACAUAUUCAACUUCUGGGUGAAGUCUCCUGAAGCUAAGAAACGGAAGGCGCUGCCCAACGGUCCUGGAACAAGUGACAGGCCGUCUGCUAAGAAGGCAAAGACUGCGGAGAGCUCCAGUGAGGAGUCGAGCAGUGAGGAGGAGGAGGAGGAAGCUGCAGCACCUGCCAAGGCCACACCCACAGCUACAGCGGCCGAGUCCAGCAGCAGCGACGAUUCCAGCGACGAGGAGGCCGCAGCGAAGAAGCCUGCAGCAGCCAAAGCCUCGGUGAAGACUCCUGUCGCUGCAGCAGCCAAAGCCUCGGUGAAGACCCCUGUCGUGGCAGCAGCCAAAGCCUCGGUGAAGACCCCUGUCGUGGCAGCAGCCAAAGCCUCGGUGAAGACCCCUGUCGCGGCAGCAGCCAAAGCCUCGGUGAAGACCCCUGUCGUGGCAGCAGUCAGGAAAAAGGACUCCAGCUCGAGCAGUGAGUCAUCUGAAGAUGAGGCUCCAGCUAAAUCCCCUGUGGCUAGUGAGUACAUCGAACCUAAAGGAAAAGCUGCAGCCGCGACCCCUAAGGCAGCCGCGACCCCUAAGGCAGGGACAACCGCCAAAGCAGUAGCUCAGAAGAAGGCUGAGACCAGCAGCAGUGAGGACAGCUCAAGUGAAGACGAAGCGCCUGCUAAGACCCCUCCAGCUAAGACCCCUGCUAAGGCAGCCGAGUCUAGCAGCGAUGACUCUUCUUCAGAUGAAGAGGAGACUCCUCCCAGCAAGAAGGCUAAACCAGGUGAAUACAGUGCAGUUCCACCCCCUGGAGCUGCCGUAAAGAAGGCCUUGGCUCCUGCGGUGGCCAGAAAGGCCAAAAAGGACCGCUCCUCAGACACCAGGGAGGAGGAAGUGUCAGCAGUCCCUGUGAAGUCUACCCCAGCAAAGACUGUGACCCCUAAACCUGCUGCUGCUGCUAAGGGCGAGUCCAGCUCUGAGAGCUCAGACUCUAGCUCUGAAGAGGAAGAAGCAAAAAAGGCAUCGGCUAAGGCUGCCCCGGCUAAGGCUGCCCCGGCUAAGGCUGCCCCGGCUAAGGCUGCCCCGGCUAAGGCUGCCCCGGCUAAGGCUGCCCCGGCUAAGGCUGCCCCGGCUAAGGCUGCCCGGCUAAGGCUGCCUGCCCCGGCUAAGGCUGCCCCGGCUAAGGCUGCCCCGGCUAAGGCUGCCCCGGCUAAGGCUGCCCCGGCUAAGGCUGCCCCGGCUAAGGCUGCCCCGGCUAAGGCUGCCCCGGCUAAGGCUGCCCCGGCUAAGGCUGCCCCGGCUAAGGCUGCCCCGGCUAAGGCUGCCCCGGCUAAGGCUGCCCCGGCUAAGGCUGCCCCGGCUAAGGCUGCCCCGGCUAAGGCUGCCCCGGCUAAGGCUGCCCCGGCUAAGGCUGCCCCGGCUAAGGCUGCCCCGUCAGAAGAUUCUUCCUCGGACUCGAGCUCAGAGGAUGAAGAAGAGGUGACAGUGAAAGUGGCACCAGCUAAGUCGACUCCUACGGGGACCCCAGGCAAGGCUGCAGAAUCCUCCUCUGACUCAAGCUCGGAAGAUGAGAAAGAAGCUAAGAAGCCUGUUGCCAAGGCAACUCCUGCCAAGGCCACUCCUGCCAAGGCCACUCCCGCCAAGGCCACUCCCGCCAAGGCCACUCCUGCCAAGGCCUCCCCUGCCAAGGCCGCCCCUGCUAAGAAAGCAGACUCGUCAAGCUCAGACUCUGACAGCAGCUCUGAGGACGAGGCCCCAGCCAAACCUGCAGCAGCUACCAAGAAACCUGCAGCAGCUACCAAGAAACCUGCAGCAGCUACCAAGAAACCUGCAGCAGCUACCAAGGUCCCAGCCAAGGCUGCUGCAGAAAGCAGCUCGGACUCCGACUCUUCGUCUGAAGAUGAGGCUCCAGCUAAGAAGGCUACCCCGGCCCCUGUUACUAAACCAGCCUCUAAACCAGCCUCCAAACCAGCCUCCCCAGUUGUUAAACCAGCUGCUGCAGAAAGCAGCUCGGACUCCGACUCUUCUGAAGAUGAGGCUCCAGCUAAGAAGGCUACCCCGGCCCCUGUUACUAAACCAGCCUCUAAACCAGCCUCCAAACCAGGCUCCAAACCAGCCACCCCCGUGGUGAAUAAACUAGCCCCAACCAAGGCCGUAGCCGAGAGCAGCUCCGAUUCUGACAGCUCGGAGGACGAGGUCACUGCAGCCAAAAAGACCACCAAACCUACAGCCGCAGCCAAGACUCCUGCUUCAGCCAAGACUCCUGCUUCAGCCAAAGCUGCAGAGUCCAGCAGCAGUGACGACAGCUCUAGUGAUGAGGAAGAGGCAGCAACAGCCUCGACUAAGGCAGCUACACCUAAAGCCUCCUCCACCCCUGCUGCCAAGGCAACAACACCGGCUAAGGCUGCUGAGUCGUCAUCGUCCCAGGACAGUAGCUCUGAGGAAGAGGAGGCGAAAGCACCGGCAGCAGUCACCACUCCCAUCACUAACGGCAAGCGAAAGAGGGAUGGAGAAGACUCGUCUUCUGAGAGCGAGGAGGAGGAGGAAGUAACGACGCCUAAAAACCAGAAAGUAUUACCAGCACCACAGACUUACCCCAAAGUCUCUAAGAAGAUCAAUGUACCUUUCCGUAGAAUAGUAGAGGAGGAAAUUGAAGUGGACAACCGUCUGGCAGACAACUCCUUCGAUGCCAAGCGCGGGUCGGAUGGAGACUGGGGCCAGAGGGCCAAUGACGUGCUCCGCUUCACCAAGGGGAAGUCCUUCCGUCACGAGAAGACCAAGAAGAAGAGGGGAAGCUACCGCGGAGGAGCCAUCUCCCAGUCCGUCAACUCCAUUAGGUUCGACAGCGACUGAGAACCUAGUCAUCAUCAUCACCCCUCUUCAUCCUGUCGCUUGACCCCCCCUCCAACCUGAUUGAGCCGAAACAUCAACUGAACUACCUACAGCUGUGUUGACAAGACGGUCACAUUGACAACUGGCUACCUAAUGAUUUUAGUUCAUAAGUCUGUGUUAAAUCUUUUUAAAGGCUUUUUUAGAAGAAGACGACACAAGUGGUCCUGAAAUGGCACCUCAUUUGCUUUGUAAUGCUGUUGAUCUAGAGCAGUGCACUACAUAGUAGGUAGUAGUGUGCUAUUUAGGAUGCUGUCUCAUGGGUCAAGGCUGUAGGGGGGAGUGGUCUGUCUCUGUGCUUUAAACGUGGUACAGAUUACUAAAGGGUUAAUGUCCUUAGGCUGCAUUUACAACCUAUAGCCACCGGGUGGCGGUAGUAAGCCACCAAUUCUGUUAAAUAUCCAUUUAAAAGUGCAAACUGUUCUCAAUUUUUUUAUUUUUUUGGCUUUUUCUCUCAGCCAUUAAUCUGUUGCUUGUUGUAAUAUUGUCAGCGCGGUAUCAUCCCCCUUCUGUCCAGUGUCUUUUCAGUAUCAACAUUUUGAAAUGCUCUGUUCUUGUUUUAUCGCGGUUUGGAGGAGGAGGGUUACUUGAUUUUUAAUGCAGACCUGGCCUUUUGAAUGAUGCUGUCCCCUACCAGAUCUCACAACACCUGGAUAAGUAUUCAACCACAGCAUGUGAACGGUCUGAGACGUGUCCGUCCUUUAACAUGCUCUGCAGUCUCACGGAGACCCAUCACGGUUUAGAUAUGAAGGUUUUAUGUACGUGUUUAACUUGUUGUAAGCCGGGGAUCAUCCAACUGUUACGAGCUCUGUAGUGUUGAAGUAACUCCCUCAUGUUCGGUACACAAAACAUUUGGAAACAGGAGAACACGCGCGUUGUACUAGUCCAUGCAGUACCUUUUCCACUCAGUUA
Oncorhynchus tshawytscha (Chinook salmon) is the source of this 3979-nucleotide messenger RNA. Its product is annotated as nucleolar and coiled-body phosphoprotein 1. Lineage: Eukaryota; Metazoa; Chordata; Actinopteri; Salmoniformes; Salmonidae. Gene Ontology annotation, cellular component: nucleoplasm; nucleolus. Gene Ontology annotation, molecular function: protein binding. Bases 53 to 3031 code for a protein of 992 amino acids. The record is from RefSeq and is a predicted model, not a curated record. The transcript is spliced from 16 exons.